Messenger RNA from Fusarium subglutinans, 852 nucleotides. Its product is annotated as AB hydrolase superfamily yvaM. The coding region runs from base 1 to 852 and encodes 283 amino acids. Lineage: Eukaryota; Fungi; Ascomycota; Sordariomycetes; Hypocreales; Nectriaceae. The record is from RefSeq and is a predicted model, not a curated record. The transcript has a single exon.
AUGUCCGAAGAACCCACCGACGAAGAGAAAAUACUCUAUUUUGAAGAACGCAACAAAGACCAGAAUGAAUCAAUAAUAUUCUUACACGGUGGCGGAGGCAGUCAUGUUGAAUGGAAGUUGGUUGCUCCUCAGCAAUCACUGUCCUCUCAUCACCUAAUCCUCGUCGACCUCCCAAUGCACUCUGGAUCUUGGGAUAUCGGGCGUCCUCUCACGCUCGCAUCAGCUGCUGACGAAGUAUGCAAAGUCAUUCAAAAGCACGCCCAUGGCGGAAAAGCACAUGUCGUUGGCCUAUCUCUGGGAGGUUUCAUUGCUCUCGUUCUCACAUCUCGCCAUCCCGAGGUCCUGCUGUCGACGUUUGCAACCGGUGCUUAUCCUUACAGAGGGAUGUUUAAGUGGUUCAUGGAGCACCCCAUGGCGAUGUCGAUUGCGAAUUGCAUCCAGAACAUCCCUGGCGUGCUUGAGGUAUCGCUGCGAUGGCAGGGAAUUGACUACGAAGAAUGGCUCGCCGAAACGAAGAAGAACACUUCACCGGAGAGGGGCAAUUCAGCGGAGAGGAGCAAGGCGAUGAAUAAGGAACUCAGUGCCUUUAGUAUGGAGGACGUCAAAGCUGUUGCAUAUUCUGGGGUCAGGACUUGUGUUAUUGCGGGAGGGAAGAUGGACCAGAUUGAUCCUGUACGAGAUAUGGGUGUUGUUCUGAGAGAGGGAGGACAGAAGAAGGGAGUCAAGAAUGAGGCUGUUGUUGUGAGGGAUGCGUAUCAUCCUUGGCAUUUACAACUGCCAGAGUUGUUUGCUGCUGGAAUCGCUGCUUGGGUACAGGAGAAAGAGCUGCCUAAAGAGUUUGAGAUCUUGUAG